CGGCUUCUACACCACACAAUGUGUAGUCAGCGCCGAGCAUCGACGACAUCCGGGCGUGCUUGAUAACAACAGCUUCUUCAUCCCACCGCUGCGGCCCUUUCUGUCUCACCGCCGUUGCCCGCCGCGAUGUUCUGCUUGCGGCAGUUCAUCCCCGUCUUACUCUUUCUACUGAACGCCUCACCGAUCUACGCUGUUCUCUUCCUCUCGACCUACUUUAUCAUCCAGCGACCAUGCGUUUAUUGUAGCAUUCUGCUCUUCGUCCUCGUCGGGUCCAUCUUCGACUUCAGCAGCACCGAUUGGUUUGAGCCCCGAUGGCAAGCGAACACCAGCGCAUUAUCGGAGUCGGCGGCAGCAUAUCUCAGCGGCAAUGCGACCCUCACCGAAGUCGUUUCUGAGACUGCCGGUCUCGUUGUUUCAGCCCUCAACGGGACAGGAGGCUCUCUCACGAGCGUCGCCCUGGACACUGUGAAAAGAAAAGUGGAAGGAACAGCCGCGCCGGCUUCCAUUGCGAGCACACCCAACGGGAUAAACGCAUUCGAAUGGAUACGGAACAUAUUGGAUAAGAGACACUUGCGUAUACAAUGUCUGGGCGUAGUAGUCCGGAUAUGAGGUCAAUGCGCGGAAUAGACGGACUAAUGAUUGCAUGGACGGAGUCAUUGUAUGCAUUUGCCUGGAUAUGGAGACAGACCUUUCGCUGCAGUGCGGAUAAUGCUGGCCGAAGCGGGCUCAGUUGGAGGUUUGAAGCAUCAUCUCCCUAAGAAGGUCUUAUAGAUUGCACAGCUUGACAGACUUCACAGUCACCUAAUGACAGAUACACCUUGGUGAUUCUGCACAGAAGGUCAUCUUUUCCGCUACUUCGCAAGACUUUGCUAUCGUUUCCCCUUCAGAGCGCGCUCUCCGGCUACCCCAGUUCUACUGCUAUUUAGCGACUCCGAUCAUAAAGUCCGAACGGACCAAGGACUACUCCAGCUCAUCACGACUCCUUCAGCAACCUCCCUUUCCGGCGCCGAGUGCCGUGUUCAAUGCUCUUCCCACACAAGCUUUGGUCCCAAUCGGCAACCUCCCAGUCGCGCGCCAUGCGUAGUUGCCAUCAUUCGGCGUCCAUUCGAACUUCCAUCUUGUCAAUGCGCCGCAUCCGACCAAUUGCUGGCGCAAGUUCGAGCCAUUGUCGCCAAGCCUGGAGUUGGGCACGUUCUUGCCACGAAGAGAGAAGUCUUCGAAGAGGAACUUGUAGGCGACGCUGCAGGUCACUUCGCCGGCGGCACGGGCUACGAGAAGUGGGUUGGUGUCGCUUUCUUGCGGCAAGACAUUGCCAAUAUCCCUGACGAGAUCGUUAUUGGGACCUUCAGGAGCGCCGUGGGGCAUGG
Messenger RNA from Cercospora beticola, 1367 nucleotides. RefSeq lists its product as uncharacterized. NCBI's taxonomy places the organism in Eukaryota, Fungi, Ascomycota, Dothideomycetes, Mycosphaerellales, Mycosphaerellaceae. The record is from RefSeq and is a predicted model, not a curated record.